Molecule: messenger RNA, 611 nt
Organism: Emiliania huxleyi CCMP1516
Lineage: Eukaryota; Haptophyta; Isochrysidales; Noelaerhabdaceae
Exons: 3
Coding region: 1-498 (165 amino acids)
Source: RefSeq, a predicted model, not a curated record
AUGCUCUCUCUGCUCCCGCUCCUCGUGCAUGGUCUACGAGCACCGCUGCCGCAGCGGGUGGCAUCGCGCUCGGCGGUGCCAAUGAUGCAGGAUGCGCUUGAGCAGGCUUCCGCGUCGGCGGACGCCUUCUAUUCGAUGCUCGGUGAUCUGCAGCCACCAGCUUCGCUCGCUUCGCUCAAGGACGCCAUCGCGUCUGGAGACCUGAAGAAGGUCCGCGUCGCUCAGUACAACCUCCUGAUCGACCAGACGCUGCUCUAUGACGUCGAGGGCGAGGGCGAGGGAGCGACGCUGGUCCCUACCGCUGCGAAGAUGGAGCAGGACGACCCGCUCACAAAGGAAAAGAUGCGAUAUGCGUACAGCUACGGCAUCAAGAUGUUCAUGGCCGACAUGAUCGAACAGGAGGCGCUCCAGGCCGUGGUGAUGGAGAAGCUCGCGGGCAAGGUUGGUCUGGAUGGCGCAGGCCUCGACCAGUGGCUCGACAUGCCGGCGGUCGUUUGAGACAUGGGAUCUACUCGAGUAAGUAGCAGCGCGCUCUGUCCAGGUAGGGAAGGCUGCUGCUUGUACGAUGUCUUCCAUUUUACGUAGGUCGUAGCAAGAGUAGGGCAUAUUAA